AUGCACUUUGUUUUGGAUGAUAUGAAAGGAACAUCUGCAUUUGAUGGCAAACGUCAAAUCUCUUGGGUCUACCCGUUGUCAUGUGGUCUGCUAUUAAUAAUUUCCACACAAUUGCUGGAGCGCACAGGGAUGGCUUAUGUUCCAGUUGGAAAUGCAAAUUGCAACUCUUUAUUCCAAAAAAUUGCAAUUUCCCAUGUGGGUGUUUCUGCUUUGCCAUUCUUCCAACCGGGAGUGAAAUCUUGUACGGUUUUUAACAGAGGAACAGUAAUUCCCAAGUGCUUAAAUGGAAAGAGGAAUAUAUUUAAUUCCAAGUUGUCAAAGAAAGAGAGAUUAUCUAUCCCUAGAAGUAGUAAUUCUUCCGACUCUGGUGGAAGUACGGAUGAACCCUCUAAAGAGACAGAGAAGACGCCAUUUGGAUAUAGUAGGAAAGAUGUCCUAUUAAUUGGACUUGGGGUUACUCUACUUGGCAUUGGCUUAAAAAGUGGAUUAGAGUUUGCUGGAGUUGAUUCACUACAAGCAGGAAAUGUGGUUCAGCUACUGCUGGUUUUGGGCCUCACAGUUGGGUGGAUCGCAACAUAUGUCUUCAGAGUUUCAAACAAGGAAAUGACAUAUGCACAACAACUACGUGACUAUGAAAGCAAAGUGAUGGAGAAGCGGUUAGAGUCCCUAACAGAAGCAGAGCUACAAGCACUGCUUGAAGAAGUUGAGGAAGAGAAGAGACGCUAG
Sphenostylis stenocarpa is the source of this 726-nucleotide messenger RNA. Lineage: Eukaryota; Viridiplantae; Streptophyta; Magnoliopsida; Fabales; Fabaceae. The record is from the annotation of a GenBank genome assembly.